AAGUCAGUUUGUGUAACACUUGUUUGUUGGACGAUCAGAUCCAAACCUGCAAUCUCUACACUCGAGAAUCACACACAGAAUAUCAGAUGGCGUCAGCUUUGUACCUAGAGAACUUUUUAGAAAGUAUUGAGACACUCCCCCAGGAGUUACAGAGAAACUUCACUGUGUUACGGACCCUGGACCAGAAGACAGAAGACAUCAAGUCUGAGAUCGAUCAAUCUUCACAGAAGUAUCGUUUGGAGGUAGAAGGGUUAAACGAAACUGAGAGAGGGAAGGAGUUAAGUGCAAUACAGGAUAUGUUUAAGAAGGCCAUUGAGAACAGCGAUAACAAAGUACAGAUGGCCAUGCAGAUGUACGAGAUGGUGGACAAGCACAUUCGUCAUCUGGAUAGUGAGUUGUCUCGGUUUGAGCAUGAGCUCCAGUUGAAAGACCCCCACCAUAGGAGGACGUCUACUGGUUCUGUGGUAGACCUGCAGAUGCAACAUAAGGGACGGAAGCGUACUGGAGGCAGUGAGAGCAGUGGAGGGGUUAGGAAGAAGAAGGCACUCUCAGUAUCAGUGGACGACCCAGAUCUCUACACACACACACACAGGCCAGGCCCUCCGACCACACCCCUUUCUGCUGGGGCUAUCGGGGCUAUCCUCCCCUCGACCAACCCCACUGAUGUGCUGGAUAUGCCGGUGGAUCCCAAUGAGCCGACCUACUGCCUCUGUCACCAGGUGUCAUUCGGAGAGAUGAUAGGAUGUGAUAAUGCUGACUGUCCUAUUGAGUGGUUUCACUUUCAAUGUGUGGGACUCACAGCCAAGCCAAAAGGGAAAUGGUACUGUACCAGGUGUACACAAGACAAAGACAAGUUCAAGAAAAAGUACUGAACUUUAAUAACUUUGUAGUUCAUUUCCAUUAUGAUACAGUAUAAUCGCAUUUCAGUUGCGUUUGAA
Molecule: messenger RNA, 938 nt
Organism: Halichondria panicea
Lineage: Eukaryota; Metazoa; Porifera; Demospongiae; Suberitida; Halichondriidae
Product: inhibitor of growth protein 5-like
Exons: 7
Coding region: 87-872 (261 amino acids)
Biological process (GO): regulation of DNA-templated transcription
Cellular component (GO): nucleus
Source: RefSeq, a predicted model, not a curated record